Acaulospora morrowiae is the source of this 489-nucleotide messenger RNA. NCBI's taxonomy places the organism in Eukaryota, Fungi, Glomeromycota, Glomeromycetes, Diversisporales, Acaulosporaceae. The record is from the annotation of a GenBank genome assembly.
AUGAGGGCCCGGGAAGAUCGAUAUGGACCAAUAAAAGAAAUGAUUGCGAAAGAGCAGGACGUCGCGAUGAUGAAAAGUCCGUCGACGACACAUAAGAACCAAGAAAAGAUCGAUGAGAAGGAAGAGGAUGGAUUAGAAGAACAAUGUGAGCUGAUAAAAACGAUUGCGGAAGAAUCAGACGCCGUACAAAGAGAAGAACUACCGACCAACAAAUCAGCAAUGCCAAAUCUAGUGAAUGCGCGUGUCAAUGAUGCUAGCAUUAGACAAAUUAAGGAAAAUAAAGGGCGAGUGAACCAGCUGGUAGAAGUGUUGCGGGAUUCCGACAUAGUACGUCACGAGAUACAACAAAUCGGAGAGGCCAACCAAGCUACUACGACCGACAAUGUGCACAAGUUAGCAUUCAAGGACACAAUGGAUGACGCCACCUACCAUAAAGAAUUUGAUAUCGGAGGACUAGCUGAGACGGGAUGCCAACAUAUGAAAAUGUAG